Messenger RNA from Centruroides sculpturatus (bark scorpion), 1046 nucleotides. Its product is annotated as protein dimmed-like. NCBI's taxonomy places the organism in Eukaryota, Metazoa, Arthropoda, Arachnida, Scorpiones, Buthidae. Gene Ontology annotation, molecular function: protein dimerization activity. The record is from RefSeq and is a predicted model, not a curated record. The transcript is spliced from 2 exons. The coding region runs from base 439 to 951 and encodes 170 amino acids.
UUUAUUUUAUUUUUUUCCCCUCUACGAAUCUCGAACUGGAAACGGUAAUUCCCCUUCUACCACGCAACAUCGUUUAUGCAUUUUUAUAUAUGGAGAAAAUCAUACAAUUGGAGCGGAAAUAGUAUAGGGAAAAAUCCUUGAAAAUGACUUCUGUCAACGCAUUUUAUUUUUUUUUCCUAGUGAAAAAUGGUUCCUCGUUUCACAAGUGGAAAAGUGUUAGAGAGAGAGAGAGAAGCAGAUGUUACUUCCGCUCUCACAUCUUCCUUCUCAAUCCAGAGAUUGCAAAUUUCUAACAUUUUCUCUAAACUGAAGAUUGUAUUUAAAAUGAAUGUGGAAGAAAAUCUGGUCUGACAAGCUUGUGGACGACCUUGACAUCGUCCCAGUUAGUUCCAAACCGCCUGGUUAUAUUGCUAGACAUCUCCGAACAGAAAUGAGAGUAUGGUAAAGCGGCAAAAAAUGGCUUAUUCGGAAGAACAGUCAACGGAAUCUUGUUGGCAAGCGUCACGUAGAAAAUGUACUAUUAAACGACAGAAUGCAACAGAUUAUCUUUUACAAUCGGAUUCGAAUUCCGUAGGAGAAGAGACAAGAUCCAGAAGUACAAAAUGUGGAAGAAAAAAACGUAGUACUUUAAGUGCGCGGGAUAGAAAUUUAAGAAGACUCGAAAGUAACGAAAGAGAAAGAAUGCGUAUGCACAGUCUUAACGAUGCUUUCCAAGCAUUAAGAGAAGUCAUCCCUCACGUGACUAUGGAAAGGAAGUUAUCAAAAAUCGAAACCUUAACCUUGGCUAAACAUUACAUAAUGGCAUUAACAAACGUCAUAUGUGACAUGAGAGGUGAAAGUAAACCAUACGAAUUCCCCGAAAUUUCCGAACAAAGCGAAACUAUUUCAGAAAACAGUGUUUACAGUCGGUUUCUAGACAACCGUAUCUGUGUUCAAGAUUUAAUGUUCUAGAGUGAUUAAUUUUUUUUUUUAAUUAUUUUUUUAUAAAUAUAUAUAUAUAUUUUUUUCCCCCACAUUUAUGUAUAUAGUCAUUGGAGAAGUUAUGG